Messenger RNA from Melozone crissalis (California towhee), 1224 nucleotides. RefSeq lists its product as uncharacterized. Bases 1 to 1224 code for a protein of 407 amino acids. The transcript is spliced from 9 exons. The record is from RefSeq and is a predicted model, not a curated record. NCBI's taxonomy places the organism in Eukaryota, Metazoa, Chordata, Aves, Passeriformes, Passerellidae. Gene Ontology annotation, molecular function: protein binding.
AUGGCCCUGCCACAGCUGGCCCUGACAUUCUUCCUAGCCCUUGCUCCUCUGCUGCUGGCACGGGGACAGACGCAGCGCGGCCCUGUGACUCCGUGGGUACGUCAGGAAGCAGAAACAUGCCAAAAGCCCCACUGGGACAUCAGACUGGCACCAGACCAGGAGAGUUACAGGAAGAAUGAAGAAGUGAUUCUGAGCUGUCCCAAGGGUUUCCAGCCACCCUUCACCCAUGCCAAAUGUACAGGAAAAGUUCUGUCUGUUAUCAAUGGAAAACCUAUACACAGAGAAGCUUGGACUGGAAAGGACAGCAGAGGCAAUGUGAUCAAUAUUCAGCCCAGGUUCAGGGUACAGUGCCUGGAUGUCCACCAGGUUGUCCCUAAGAUCCCGGAGAUUUCCAGCACCAGCAUCAAACUGAACUGGACCUGCAGGUUCCCUCAUAUGUGCCAGAAUAUUCGGGCCAGGUGCCAGACGGAGUGGCAUUCCUCCUCAGACUGUGAGACUGAGGAGGUGAAGGUAGAGGAGAUGCUGCAAGGCCAGGAGGGAACUUUCAUCUGCUCCCCUCUGCAGCCCUUCACUGUCUACAGUGUCACCAUCUCCAGUCUGCCCAGCACAAUCCUGUAUGCAGACCUCCACACAACGAAGGAAAUGGUGCCAGACAAGCCAGAGAAGCUGUGGGUGGAUACCAGCACAGGGUCCAUCAGGUGGAAGCCGCUGCCCUCCUGCAAAGGGGAGAUCAUUCGAUACCAGCUGAACAUCACCACCAUGAGAGCAGAGGACGGCAGCAUCAUUAAAUUCGACCCGGUGUUGGUGAACCAGUCUGUCUCUGAGUAUGUGCCACCUCAUCAGACAGCUGGCAACAAAUACCUGGUGACAGUGCAGGGCCUGACGGCUGCUGGGGCUGGGCCUGCAGCACAACUGGAAUUCCAAACCUACGUCCUGGGGCAGCCUAUGGGCUCUUGGCCUGGGUCAGCAGUCACUGUAAUCGUGGUGGUGCUGCUGUUGAUCCCCUUGUCUGCUGGGAUCAUCUGGUUCGUGCUGUGCAGAAAAAAGAAGGCCUUGCCCAGCAAAGUCGAGGAGGAUCAGUACACAGAGCUCCAGCCCUAUGAGAAUGUACAGGGGGAUAAUUACUGCGUGAUCGAGACUUUUCCUGAGAAAGAUGCAGGUAAGUGUGGCCAGGCUGGAGAGCCGUUUCCCCCGCCCCUGCCUGUUCGCGAGAGUCAGCAGUGA